GUUAUACUUUAUGAGCAAUCGAACAUGGCCGAGGUACUCUAAAGAUCUAUCAUUCCAAACAGUGGAGGAUCCCGAGCCCGUCAGAUUCCCGCUUUCCCGCCUCGUAUACUGCCAAAAGCGCCGGUGACGUUAUUGGUCGUAUUCAUGCUUACGAGCGCUAUGGGCAUCAUACAUCAAUUGAAUUCUUUCUACUCCCACGUAUUCAGCCGAGAGCAGAAGUCCGGGAUACCCUGUCAAUUUUUAAAAGAAGGACGCCUCAGCUCUUUUCUCACAUCGUGCGCCCCAGAAUAUCACAUACCGCUUGUUAGAGCACAACCAUACUGACACAGGCGUGACGCCACUAGUCCCAUAUUUCACAAGCAAACACAGGCAAAAAGACCAGAAUGAACAUCAGCGCAAACCGAACCAGCAUUAUCGUGGGCGUGGGCUUCUCCAUGUCUCGAUCGCUGGCGAUGUGGCUCGCCAGUCUCGGCUGGGACAUCGGCUUGAUCUCUCGUUCGGAGAAGAGUCUCGCCGCAAUCGCCGAGGAAGUCCGCUAUGCCGCUCCCAACAAGGACAGUAUCACCGUGGUCUACCGAGCAGCGGACGCUGGAGAUCCUGCCAGCUUGAAGUGCGCUCUGGAGUGGUGCCUGCAACAGCUCGGCGGGGCCCUCGACAUCCUCAGCUACAACGCCGCGCGGGUGUUCAAUUCCUCGAUCACGGACCUGACGCCCGAGGAACUGGAGCUGGACUUCCGCUGGUACCGGAACCAUGCUCGCGUGGGAGGUGUCUCAGCGGGCGAGUGGCCCCUGUUCCUGGUCACGGGCGGCGUCUUGGACAAGUACCCGGACCCGAGCCUGGCGGCGUUGAGCAUCGCAAAGGCGGCGUCGCAGACUGUCAGUCGGAUUUUCGCGCAGGUCCUACCGGAAGACUCGAAGAUCUUGGUCGACAUGCCCCUGGUCACGGGCCGGACGGUCGACCCGGACACCGGGGAGUAUUAUGAGCAUUUCCGCCCGGAGAAGAUCAUUCGACGGCUCUUCAGGCCGUUCUUCGAGGAUAGGGAACAGAGGCAGAAUGGUGCGGAAGGAUGGACGGUGGAACGUCAUCUGUGAUCGCUGAGGUCUCUCUGAUAGAGGUAGACAGGGAGGCAGGAGUUCGUUGGGCUUGCCAGAAAGACGUC
Molecule: messenger RNA, 1159 nt
Organism: Aspergillus homomorphus CBS 101889
Lineage: Eukaryota; Fungi; Ascomycota; Eurotiomycetes; Eurotiales; Aspergillaceae
Exons: 2
Coding region: 384-1091 (235 amino acids)
Source: RefSeq, a predicted model, not a curated record